AUCAGUAGAUGGCAGUACGUAGUAUGUGAAUACAUCAGAAGUGCAUCAAUAAUACGAGAAAAACGACGAAAGUGGUCCUUUCCGGCUCCGGUCUCAGCAAGUGUAAAGAUGUUGAUGCCCAAAAAGAACCGCAUUGCCAUCUAUGAGCUCCUGUUUAAAGAGGGUGUUAUGGUCGCUAAGAAAGAUGUGCAUCUGGCCAAGCACCCGGAGCUGGCUGACAAGAACGUGCCCAACCUUCACGUUAUGAAGGCCAUGCAGUCUCUGAAGUCAUGUGGGUAUGUCAAAGAGCAGUUUGCCUGGCGCCACUUUUACUGGUACCUGACCAACGAAGGCAUCCAGUACUUGAGGGACUUCUUGCACCUGCCACCUGAGAUUGUACCUGCCACUCUCCGCCGCCAGACCCGCCCUGAGACAGCCCGACCACGCCCUAAGGGUUUGGAGGGGGAGAGACCAGCACGUCUGGCGCGUGGAGAGGGAGACAGAGAUGCAUACAGGCGAUCUGCUGCUCAGCCUGGAGCAGACAAGAAGGCUGAAGCAGGUGCAGGAGCUGCUACAGAAUUCCAGUUUAGAGGUGGCUUUGGGCGUGGCCGAGGACAGCAGCCACAGUAAUUUACCACAUGUGUAUAAUAAAGUUUUCAAAACUGUC
Molecule: messenger RNA, 646 nt
Organism: Electrophorus electricus (electric eel)
Lineage: Eukaryota; Metazoa; Chordata; Actinopteri; Gymnotiformes; Gymnotidae
Gene: rps10
Product: ribosomal protein S10
Cellular component (GO): cytosolic small ribosomal subunit
Molecular function (GO): structural constituent of ribosome; RNA binding
Source: RefSeq, a predicted model, not a curated record